This is a messenger RNA of Camellia sinensis, 1068 nucleotides long. Lineage: Eukaryota; Viridiplantae; Streptophyta; Magnoliopsida; Ericales; Theaceae. The record is from RefSeq and is a predicted model, not a curated record.
AUGCACAUGUCAUCAGCUUUAAGGAGAUUGUUCGUUACAAUUUUGGUUUACUGUGUGCCAAUAGGGGUGCAAAGUUUGUGGGAUGAAAUUUAUCCUCACUUGAUUGAAGAUUACAUAUCUUCAAACAGUAUGAAUAAUAUGUAUAUCCUUAACAAAAAUCUGCAAGAUAUAAACCGUCUCCUGCUACAGCAUAAUAAGAACAUAUCAGAAUACGAUUUGCCUGAGAUAACAAUGGAUUUGGAUGAUAAUUCAACAGUUCCAAAGGUCAUACAAGAUGAGUUUUCCACUGUAACUCCUCAAGAAGACUUAAAUUCUAUUGCCACAUUAAAUAGUGAUCAACACUUAGCAUUCAAUUCAAUCAUGGAGGCUGUGGAAUGCAAUACUGGUGCAAUCUUCUUUGUGGAUGGCCCAGGAGGAACUGGAAAGACAUAUUUAUAUCGUGCACUGUUGGCCUCAGUGAGAAGUCAAGGGAGAAUUGCCAUUGCAACAGCAACUUCUGGAAUUGCAGCUACACUUUUACCUGGUGGAAGGACAGCUCAUUCAAGAUUCAAGAUCUCCUUAAAUCCAGAGGCUUCGUCCAUGUAUUCCAUUACUAAACAAUCAGAUUUGGCAGAAUUGAUUAGACGUGCAACAGUCAUCAUUUGGGAUGAAGCUACAAUGACAAAUCGUUAUGCUUUUGAAGCCUUGAAUAGAACACUCAUAGACAUCACCGGUGUUGAUUAUCCAUUUGGUGGCAAAAUUAUGAUGUUUGGUGGUGAUUUUCGACAAGUACUUCCAGUUGUUCCUAAAGGUACAAAAGCUGAAACUAUUGCUGCAUCGCUAGUCAAAUCACCUCUUUGGAGUCACAUUCAAAUACUUCGUUUAAAGCAAAACAUGCGCUCCAUAAAUGACCAACAGUUUGAUGAAUUUCUUUUAUUUGUUGGAAAUGGUGUACAACCUACCAUUAUAGAUGAAAUGAUCAAAGUACCACCAUCGAUGGCAAUACCAUGGAAUGGCGAAGAAUCAAUAGUUCAACUAUUAGAAGAAAUUUAUCCUAAUAUCAUAAACCAUUCUUUUGACGCCGAGUAA